This is a messenger RNA of Linum trigynum, 4493 nucleotides long. Lineage: Eukaryota; Viridiplantae; Streptophyta; Magnoliopsida; Malpighiales; Linaceae. The record is from the annotation of a GenBank genome assembly.
ACCAUUGUAAAAUCGUAUCGAAGGUUGGACCAGAAAAUUCAGUGGUUUCAUAAAGUUAAAACCAACCAUCUAUUGGUGUGGACUCUAUCAACAUAUUUUUCUCAUUGCACCGUCGAUACGAUGCAGUUUUACUAAAUUUUGAGGUCAUUAACCCUAAACUAAUAUAAGUAUUAAGCCUCCCCGGCCGUCUAGAUCUAUAGCAGAGGAGCAGACUACUACGAAACUUCUUCCAUUUUAUGGUCCAACCCAACGACUGGAAAAGCUUUUUCUGGUUCUGGCCUUUUUUUACUUCUGGGCGCGCGCGAGAGGGGAAUGAAAGGAAAAUUGAAAUGUGAAAAUGAAGUGAGACUGCUACGAACAAUUUCUCCCCUGCCCUGCUCUGCCCUGUACUCUCUCUGCAGUGCUCAGACGCGACCUGGGAAAUUUAUAUGUUGUUUAUUUUAAAGAAUAGGGUUAUGGCACAGUCUACGCUACAGCAACAGCACCCUGUCUCUGCAAGGAAUCAACAAUUGAUAAAUAUUAAAUAGUCUAUGACGCCAGAAAAUUUGAAUCUUGCUCUUUUGCUAAUAAGUUGUGUGGAAGCUGUUAUUUGUUUUGAUAAGAAGAUUACUCUCAUUCUCACGUUGACAUCGAGUAACAUGUUGCUUUUUUGAUGAGGACUAUUGAGCUGAAGAUUUCACAAUAGAAGCAAAGUCUCAUGGAGAGAGUUUAACAAGCACCUAGUGAUUGAAUAACGUACCACGCAUUAUACCGUGCACUUGUAUUCCCGCUUCAAUCAAUGAAGUACAAGAGUAUUCACGUAUCUCUAUGUGAAUAUCGAAUACAUUAUCAUAAGCUAGUUGAUAGUGAUGAUAUUUGUUUUUAUUAAUAUGUCAUCUUGCCAAUUUGAUAACCAAGAACACACAUGAAAAUUACGACGGAUACAUGCACGAACGAUCCAACAACAUCGACAUGAAUAGUCGGAUGGUAAUUGUGAGUGAAAAGUAGAUUAUUAAUCAAGUUAAUGCAGAAAUUGGUGCCAACUUGUAGAAAUUAACCAAGGUAGUAAAAUCAGCCAAAGUACAAUUCAUAAGCAUACAGAAAGCUCCAAAGCCCCAAACUAAAAACCACCAUUGAUGAUCAUUCACCCCAUCUCACACUCUCUCUGUACACAGUAUAGCUUUGCAGAAAAAGCAGAGAGAAAAAGCUUGCAUCACUAGUCCUCUGGUUUUUCCCCUCUUUCUUUCUCUGCCAUCGAAACACCAUUUUCAAUACACAGUUCCAGGAGACCCCGGUGGAAAAACAAAAAGUAAAAAUAAAAGCGAGGGGAAGGGAAGACCCUCAAACGAAGUGCAAAAGCUUUCUUUCUCUUCUCCCCCUCUCCACGUUCGUUCCCUUUCUUUCUUCCCUCUUGCGGCCUCCAUUUCCCUCCCUAUAUAAAAACCCCUUUCCCCCGCUGAAAAAAAACCCUACUAUCAGAAACCAAACCAAACCCAAUCUCCAUUUCCCUCUCUCUCUCUCUUUUGCUCCGCCCUCCUUUCCCAUACGUUGAAAAUGGAUGUUCUCUACUUUCUCAGGCUCCUGAGACCCACCACUACCCACCUGAAAUCGCAAAACAAAGUCGAGUGUGUGAAUGCGAGGUUGAACAAUGGUGAAGCUUAUGAUGAUUCCGAAGAAGAAGAGGAGGAAGACUCUUUCUUUGAAUUGGAGCUCACUGUUCCUCCUGAUUUUGACUACCCAAGGAGCAUUAAUGGCGACAGAUGUAAAAGCCCCAAUAAAUUGGCCGACAGAGCCGAGCCCAAGGUUCAGCAGCAUCAGUCCCCUCCUGCAACCGAGCCUCUGUUUUCAAAGCGGAAGAUACUCCCAAUCGAACCCGUCUCCUCUCCCAAGCCUCACCAGUCUCCGAUUUCUAAACUCAAACAGGGUCCCAAAUUUCGGGUCCUCGCGUUCAGGAAGUCCAAGUCGAUGCCGGUUCAGAAAACAGGGGAGAAACAUGAAAAGGGGUUGAAUCAGGAAGAGAAGCAGCGGUUCGUCACUGUGAAAGUGAAGCUCGACGAGAUGGGUGGAGGUUCCUACAACAAUGGCCGUUCGAAAUUGGCGAGGAACAACAGCUUGAGGAAGCAGAUCUUGGACGACACGUCGUCGGAGAAUUCCUCGAGGAGAUUCCCCAAGGAGAUCGUGCAGAAGUACUUGAAGCUCAUCAAUCCGCUCUACAUCAAGGUCGCUAAGAAGGAAUGCGACAGGAUGAAGUUUUCAGGAGAGCUCUCGUCGCCGUUUACGACUCCGUCAGCGUCGCCGGCGGUGACGGCUCCGGUAAGCUCCCCUAAAAAGGAGAAACAGGGAAGUUUCCCGGCGGGAAUUCGGGAGGUCUGCAAGCAUCUAAGGAAGAGCAAGUCAGCAUCUUCCGGCACCGGAGUAUCGCCGCCGGCCACCUUGCAGCGGAGGGAUGACUCCCUUCUACUGCAGAAUGACGGGAUCCAGAGCGCCAUUCUUCACUGCAAGAGAUCUUUCAACUCUUCCAGAGAUUCGUCUUUGCUAUCACGAUUCUCAAGUGACCGCUCGAUGGACUCGCCUAGGGUUUCCAGCGACGAGUUCUGAUUGGAAAAUAUUGAAGCCAGUAGGAGGAAAGCGGGAGAGUUUGAACCUCCCCUGAAAUUGAAAACUUGAAAAGACAAUACAAAACAGGACAAGAGAAAAACAGGGGACUCUGUUUUUUCCUUGUUUGUUUUCUUUUUUUGGGUUCUUGCUGUAAAGUUAAGCAAAGGAGAGAUAGGGAGAUGAAACAAGUAGGGUAGUUUCGUGGUUUCGAUGGUUUUCUUUUUGGAUGCAUUGUAGUAGGACGAAUCCAUCAUCCAUCCAUGGAGGGAGGGGAUGAUGACGAUGAUUGCAGACUGUAGGGAAAAUGUAAUCAAUCCAAAAGCAGUAGUAGCAGUUGUUUAUCUGUCUAUAAAGUAAAAAUGUUGGUUACUACUACUCAUCAUUAGUCAUUAGCCUGUAUGCUGUUGGGUAAAUUAUUAUUACCAGUGACCAUAGAACAGGGUUCUGAGUUCGGUUAAGCAGAGAUGAAUUAUGUGUUGCAUACACGAUACUGACAUCAUGAGAUUAUGCGGGGUUUUGAAUUGUAACAACUCGAUACAAUCCAACGGUGUUAGCAUGUGCUUAACGAAGGCAACUCCGUUUAGUUAGCACCGUAAUAAAACUCUGUAGAAGGAGCAGUGGAGCUACAGGACAGAGCCUGGUGGGUUCUUUUCUUUUCGUCAAAGCUUGGGAUGAUGAGGAUAUGAAGGAAUUUCUUGCUGGAAUGGGCAGUUUCUGUUUCUGCAAUAUGUUCAAAUUAUAUGAUUCCCCUCCACCAAUGGCUUUUGCUAACGUAAAUCAGAAUUCGAAGUUUGUGUGUGGUACUUUUUGUUCGUUUCUUCCACGACCUAAUGGAGUAGAGUAGCAGUUUUACCCACCUACCCUAAGUAACUUUUUCUUGGACAGUGAUUUUGUUUUCCUAUUCGCAUUAGCUUUUUAAUUCAGAACUCAUAUGAAGUAAGCUUUGUCGAUAUCAAAAUUGUAGGGUGAUAAUGAAUUUCACCAACUUAGACUACAGCGGUAGGCCGAAUUCGUGAGAUCCAAAUCAAAGCUUUUUUUAUUGUUGUUCGUGAACAGACGAAACCAAAACCCUAAUCUCGUGUCCGAAAAACGAAUUUUCACCCACUUCAAACAAAUGACAUUACAAUGAGUGAUGACAUGUUUAUACUCUCGCUCUCAGGUCAUCCAAUUUUUAAAGCAAAUCAUCAUCAUUGGACAGAAUCCAGCAAAUGAAUACAAAACUUUACCAUUUUUUACUGUUCUAUCCUAAACGUCCUACUGUCGUGAACGGUGAACAUGAUCCUCGCAAUUAAUCAUCUCCUCUUGUUGAUUCUUCCUUAUCUACUUACGCCGACUAGAAUGAGACUAAGAAACUUCAAUGACAACUAAGUCAACCAUCGACGUGGCUUUCCACAACCAAUGUACAUUUCACGUUUGCUACAACAACUGACCUUAAAUCGAAAAUGGCUCAUCUGCUUUUUUAGGAAGCUUCAGAGCCAGCCAGCCAGCCAGCCAGUCACCUCAAAUCCCAGCUUAGUUAGGCAGCCUAACAGCAGUCUCGAGUUGAUUCAAGAGGAAGCAUCCUUUCCUUUCCCAAAAGCACAUAUAUCAUAUUAACCGUGGUGCUAUGCUACCCAUGGGAACUACCUUUGGCUUCUUUCGUUCCUUUUUCCCUCUCCAAAAGACAACAAAAGCAGUAUAAAAGUAAAGCUACCAUUGAUGAUGGAAGGCAGACUGGAAAAACCAUCAAGUCGGUGAAGUAAAGAUAUCAAUACCCAUCAAAUCUAUCUAUCUUUCUCUCUCUCUCUCUCUCUAUCCGCUGGUUAAUGGAGUCGAGAGUUGAGAGGCUCUGUUUCGAAUUGCUCUGUUUUCUCUGCAGCUGGCUCUGUUACUUCCACUGAAUAUCCGUGGUUUCUAAAGAAAGGCCCUGGUCUUUA